CCAAGUUCUGUGGUUUCUGCGGCUGCCGAAGAAGUGGUGGGGGAAGAGGUGGUAGGUACCUACUGCUGGGCUGGCGGUGCUGCUUCUGUCUGCGCCGCGGCGGGAAGCGCCUUCCCCACAGGACAUCAAUGCAAGACUGAAUAAGAAAAACAAUUGCUUCCUCCUAAGCCAUGGCAUAUCAGUUAUAUAGAAAUACCACUUUGGGAAACAGUCUUCAGGAAAGCCUCGAUGAGCUCAUACAGUCUCAGCAGAUCACUCCCCAACUUGCCCUUCAAGUUCUACUUCAAUUUGAUAAGGCUAUAAAUGCAGCACUGGCUCAGAGGGUCAGGAACAGAGUCAAUUUCAGGGGCUCUCUAAAUACGUACAGAUUCUGCGAUAAUGUGUGGACUUUUGUAUUGAAUGAUGUUGAAUUCAGAGAGGUGACAGAACUUAUUAAAGUGGAUAAAGUGAAAAUUGUAGCCUGUGAUGGUAAAAAUACUGGCUCCAAUACUACAGAAUGAAUAGAAAAAUGGCUUUUUUAUGCCAUCCUCUGUUGUUAUUCAUCACUUUUUAAAGAGAAGCAUAGAAGAGACUUUAUUUAUUCUAGCAUUGCAGAAACGGCCACACUGUGCUAUACUAUCAGAGAAUCCAGUAGAAAGAAGCUUGUAACUACAUUACCUUUAUUCUGCAGCAUGAAGAAACAGAACUUUUUUUUAAAGACAAAUCAAAUGUUGCCUUCCUAUUAACAUUCUUUAAUAAACUCAUUUUAAAACUCAAUGCGGGUAGUAACUGGUAAAGCUAUUAAGCUAGCAAUAUGAGGAUAUUAGAUAAGCAUUUUGAAAGAGCACCAUGUUCCUUGUAAAGGAAAUUAGAAAAUGCAUUCAUUUCAAUAAAGUCAGUUUGUAUAUUAAUUAUAACAGCUGAUAGAAACAUCAGCAGAAGCAAAAUCAAAUUCUGGAGUGGAAUUUUACUUAGAAAAUCCUUUUUUUAAACUUACAAAAUCAAGUGUAACCAUCACUGUAAAAAAAAUACUAGGUACAACUGAAUUAGGAGAAGUUAGACAUUCUUUAGAUAGCUUCCAUAGCCAAAACAAAACCGAAAACCUAUUCCCGAGCACAAAAUAGUCUCCACAUGACGUCAGUUAUUUCUUCAACUCGCCAUAUUGGUCAAGUUGUACACUUUUUUAAAUUAUCUGCAUUCUGCCAGUUACGGACUUUUACUAAAAAGUCCUACUAAAUGUAUGUCAUAUCUUUGUGUACCUGAAGGGGAAAAGUUUCCCUUAUUUGUCAAUCUAGAAACAUAUAAUGAAGAAUGUGGCAUUUCUGAAAUAUCAGGGAAGGAGAAUGUCAGGCACACGGUAGCUGAGGAACGGGUUGAGCAGCUGCCUGCAG
This is a messenger RNA of Molossus molossus (Pallas's mastiff bat), 1370 nucleotides long. RefSeq names its product general transcription factor IIA subunit 2 (gene GTF2A2). The record is from RefSeq and is a predicted model, not a curated record. Gene Ontology annotation, molecular function: RNA polymerase II general transcription initiation factor activity; TBP-class protein binding. Gene Ontology annotation, cellular component: transcription factor TFIIA complex. NCBI's taxonomy places the organism in Eukaryota, Metazoa, Chordata, Mammalia, Chiroptera, Molossidae. Gene Ontology annotation, biological process: RNA polymerase II preinitiation complex assembly; transcription initiation at RNA polymerase II promoter. Bases 171 to 500 code for a protein of 109 amino acids. The transcript is spliced from 5 exons.